UCAGCGGCAGCGGUUACGCGACUCGCAAAACUUAAGUUAAAGUCUAUUAAAAGUUAGAUAAAUAAAGUAGAAAAUGUUUCGAAUUAUUAAUUUAAGUCGACUGGCCAAUACCCUGCACUCCAGUCGAGCAGUCACACAUUGGAAUCAGCCCACAGGGGCUCUACGAGGAUUCCAUGUGAACGCCGCGCGACUGAAACGCCGAAAAACAGCAGAGGAGAAGAAAUCCCCCAGAAUUAUAGAGUACUCUCCCAAGAAGACGCAAAAGACGGAUGGCGGAGCAUCUGAUAUCUGGAGGCACAUGUCCGUGGCCCAAUUGGCUAAGGAACUGGAAAGGCCUCUGGAUGAUAUCCAAGAGGCCAUGCUAUAUGUAAAGGGUGCCGACAACAUUGAACCCGCUUUUAAGCUAGCUGACCUCAAAAUCAUCCAGGAAAUAGCCAAGAAACUUGGCGCCAAAACCCGUGUGGUGGCCACACCCGAAGCUUCCAGCGAAGAUGACCAAAAGGAUCGCGAUGUGGCACCCAGACCUCCUGCUCCAGCUAAUCUUCUGCAACCACGUCCUCCUGUAGUCACUGUAAUGGGUCACGUCGAUCACGGCAAGACCACGCUGCUGGAUUCCUUGAGAGGUGCUGAUGUGGCUGCCGGAGAGGCUGGCGGGAUUACCCAGCACAUAGGCGCCUUCACCGUCACCUUGGAGAACGGGGAACGAGUCACCUUCUUGGACACACCAGGUCAUGCUGCCUUUAGCGCGAUGAGGGCCCGCGGAGCCGUGGCCACCGAUAUCAUUGUCCUGGUGGUGGCCGCUGAAGAUGGCGUUAUGGCGCAAACACGUGAGGUCAUCCAGCUGGCCAAGGAAACCCAAGUUCCUAUAAUCGUAGCACUCAACAAGAUUGAUAAACCCGAGGCUAAUAUUGAAAAGAGCAAGAGAGAGUUGGCGCAAAUGGGACUUGCUCUCGAGGAGCAAGGGGGCGAUGUCCAGGUGAUACCGAUCUCUGCCCUCAAGGGCACUAACCUUCAACUUCUAGCCGAGGCUGUCAGCACACAAGCCACUCUCAUGGGACUCAAAUCAGAUCCCACUGGUUUGGUUGAGGGAAUUGUGGUGGAGUCAAAGACCGAUCCACGUCGAGGAAAGCUGUCCACGGCCAUUGUGUCGCGGGGCACUCUCCGUAAAGGUUCCGUGCUGCUAAGUGGUUUAUCUCAUGCCAAAGUGCGAGGUCUCUUCGAUCACAAUGGCCAGCCUUUAACCGAAGCUCCGCCGGGCACUCCAGUGGAGAUUCUGGGCUGGCGCGAACUGCCGCUGGCUGGCGACCUCAUUCUCGAGGUGGAAACAGAGAAAAAGGCCCACGCCGUGCUGAAAUACCGCGAGCAUGAGGCACAGCAGGAGAAGAUCGAGUCCAGCAGCGAUGAGAUCCGCAAAAAGGAGGAGGAACACCAGGCCAAGUACCGGGCGGAGCGCGAGGCCCGCCGACUGGCCGGUCGCUUUCGAAUGCGUGGUGGCCAGCGGGUGAAGCAGGUGGACGACAACGAGGGCAAGCCACGGGUCAGUGUCAUUAUCAAGGGCGAUGUUCAUGGCUCUGUGGAGGCCAUACUGGAUGUGCUGGAGACGUACAGCAGCAAUGAGAGCUGCCGAUUGGAUAUCGUGCACUACGGCGUGGGAAAUGUGACCGAAGGGGAUCUCGAGUUGGCUAAGGCCUUCGAUUCCAUUAUCUAUGCCUUCGCCGUGGAAACGCCUCAGCUGAAAGGGGCCAAAGAUGUGAAUAUACGCAGCUACAACAUCAUCUACCGGCUAAUCGACGACCUCAAGGAGCAGUUGAGCAGCAAGUUGCCUCCAGUGGAGGUGGAGGAGGUGCUGGGCGAGGCUAAUGUCCUGCAAAACUUCCUCAUCAAUGAGGGCCGCAAGGAAGUUCCAGUGGCGGGUUGCCGCUGCACCAAAGGAGUGCUGAAGAAGGCCCAGAAGUUCCGCCUGCUGCGGGAUGGAGAAGUUGUCUACAAUGGACCCCUGGAGUCAAUGCGGCAUCUAAAGAACGAGGUUGAUACCAUUAAGAAGGAUGUGGAGUGCGGUUUGCGCUUCAAAGACACCAAGGUGCUGCCACAAGCCGGCGAUAUACUGCAGUGCUAUACCACGAACAUGGAGGCCCAGCAAACGGACUGGGAUCCAGGUUUCUAGUUUGUAUGAGCGACUUAAUACGCCCUGUUAUCGCCAUUGUAAUCUUUAGUUUUCUAUUAUAUACUGUUUAUAUAAAACAA
This is a messenger RNA of Drosophila rhopaloa, 2244 nucleotides long. RefSeq names its product translation initiation factor IF-2, mitochondrial (gene mIF2). Lineage: Eukaryota; Metazoa; Arthropoda; Insecta; Diptera; Drosophilidae. Gene Ontology annotation, molecular function: GTPase activity; GTP binding. The transcript is spliced from 5 exons. The record is from RefSeq and is a predicted model, not a curated record. Bases 74 to 2164 code for a protein of 696 amino acids.